AGGGAAUACGAGACGAGACGACAGGGGGAGCGAGCACAAAGCGGAAUAAAGAAAAGGCCGGGAAAAGCGAGGGCACUGCGCCUCCGCUGCGGCCUGCGGCGCCAGCGCCAGCCAACCCCUCCCUCCUACCAGUACCAGUAUUUGUUUGUUUAUUUAUAUGUAUAUAUAAAACCGUCGCUCACUCCACCACUGACCACUCUACCGAGCCGAGCGCCGGGCGGCCUUUGGAGUUUGGACUCGUACCACUCCGUCUGCGCAGGCGGAACGGAACACGGGCGAGGGCGCGAGAGCGUCUCCACCUCCACCCUCCCGAGCUCGUCGUCACCGCACCACCGGGGCCGGGCUUCGCUCGGCGAGGCAGGCCCGUCCAUGGAGGGGAUGGAGGAGGCCAACAGGACGGCAGUGGAGAGCUGCCACCGGGUGCUGGCGCUCCUCUCCAACCCGCACGGCCAGCUCGUCCCCAGCAAGGAGCUCGUGGCCGCCACCGGGGAGGCCGUCGCCAAGUUCGGCUCACUGACGGCCAAGCUCUCCAACUCCAACGGCGAUGGCCUACUGCAGGGCCACGCUAGGGUCAGGAAGGUCAAGAAGCCCCUGCACAUCUUCGACAGCAACCUCUUCCUCGAGAGCUCUGCGGUGGCCGCCGCCGCUGCUCCGGCCAAGACGCCCAGCCCGAGCCCGAUCCUUGGCCUCCAGCUGUUCCCGAGGUACCACCAGUUUGAGGGCUCGUCGUCUAAGGAUCCUGUCAGGAUCCCUACCCAGUUCCCCAAGAGGUUGCUGCUAGAGAAGCCGACUGCCGGUAUGGAGGGGUCGACGUCGCAGUCCCCUCCGAUCGUCCAGAUGGUCCAGCCGGUGUCCGUUGCGCCCCCCGCAGGGACGCCCACCCCGGCAUUGCCCCCCGCUCACCUUCAUUUCAUCCAGCAGCAGCAAAGCUACCAGAGGUUUCAGCUCAUGCAGCAGAUGAAGAUCCAGAGCGAGAUGAUGAAGAGGAGCAAUCUUGGUGAUCAGGGUGGUAGCUUAAGUGGCGGCGGCGGCGGCGGUCGUAAGGGUGUGAAUCUCAAGUUUGACAGCUCUAAUUGCACGGCGUCAUCGUCUCGCUCGUUCCUUUCGUCUCUGAGCAUGGAAGGGAGUCUUGCGAGUUUGGAUGGAAGCCGGACCAGCAGGCCGUUCCAGCUACUUAGUGGCUCUCAGACAGCUAGCACGCCGGAGCUGGGCCUGGUGCAAAGGAGAAGGUGCGCUGGCAGGGAGGAUGGGACUGGUCGGUGUGCAACCGGGAGCCGGUGCCAUUGUUCAAAGAAAAGGAAGCUAAGGAUAAGGAGGUCCAUCAAAGUCCCUGCAAUAAGCAACAAGGUUGCAGACAUCCCAGCUGAUGAAUUCUCAUGGAGGAAGUAUGGGCAGAAGCCAAUUAAGGGAUCCCCACAUCCUAGGGGUUAUUACAAGUGUAGCAGUGUGAGAGGCUGCCCCGCGAGGAAGCAUGUCGAGAGGUGCGUGGACGACCCCUCGAUGCUGAUUGUUACCUAUGAAGGUGACCACAACCACAACCGAGUUCUAGCCCAGCCAGCCUGAUCUUUCAGGCUAUCAAUUCAAGAUCGCUUCUACAGUCACCCUCCCUCCCUCCCUAGAGAAGGGAUGACAACGACGACAGUAGCAAUAACAAGAGCCUAGUGCCUGUACAUAUGUUCUGCUUCUAACAGUUGGAGGAGAGAGUCAGUUAGCUAGCUCUUUCAGAAAAAUCAAUGGUGACAGGGGGGAAACUUGUCAUGUCGAUGGAGAAAGGGGGAGGAGGGUUCCUCAUCAAAUACUCUAGUUUUGUAGUUUUGGUUUCUCUUUUGUGUUCGUCCUGUGCUAGGGCCCAUCUUGUGGUUGCAGUGUGACAUUGAGCCGCAGUUGUAUGUCUGGUAAUGGUGUUAGGGGAUUGGAUCGAGAAGAAGAGCACAAGGCAGGAAAAGUGCCUGUAAAAGUGGCUACACCUAGGAACAGAAUGUACAAUCGUCUUCAGUCCAGUGGUACAAUCUUGUUGACGCA
Zea mays is the source of this 2022-nucleotide messenger RNA. RefSeq names its product WRKY DNA-binding protein 1. Gene Ontology annotation, biological process: regulation of DNA-templated transcription. NCBI's taxonomy places the organism in Eukaryota, Viridiplantae, Streptophyta, Magnoliopsida, Poales, Poaceae. The transcript has 4 exons. Bases 370 to 1563 code for a protein of 397 amino acids. The record is from RefSeq and is a predicted model, not a curated record. Gene Ontology annotation, molecular function: sequence-specific DNA binding; DNA-binding transcription factor activity.